Copidosoma floridanum is the source of this 8228-nucleotide messenger RNA. Its product is annotated as DNA-dependent protein kinase catalytic subunit-like. The record is from RefSeq and is a predicted model, not a curated record. Gene Ontology annotation, cellular component: nucleus. Gene Ontology annotation, biological process: double-strand break repair via nonhomologous end joining; telomere maintenance. Gene Ontology annotation, molecular function: protein serine/threonine kinase activity. NCBI's taxonomy places the organism in Eukaryota, Metazoa, Arthropoda, Insecta, Hymenoptera, Encyrtidae.
UUGUGCAUUUAAUCCCUGAAUAUUCAGGGGAACUGCAACUGUCUUGCAUUUGCCUCAUUCUCAAUGCACCAAUAUUCUUUGUUAAGGAUAUAGUCGACGAUGCAGUACCCAUCCUUAAGUUAGCGUUAACAGUCAAUUUGAACAACAUUAAUAUGGCGUUCAUGACUUUAGAUGUCACAGAAGUCUGGUGCAACUAUUUUGGACAAAAAAGUUUAACUGAUUUUUAUGAAAACAUAGUCUUCUAUCUUGAGCCGUAUCUGACUAACACAAGAAAGUUACAUAUAGACAAUAAAGAUUUGGAAAAUCUUCAAAAAAGAAUACUUUUACACAUGGGACUUAGUGAAUUCAACAAAAUACAAGACCUCAUUUACAUUAACUCAUUAAGUACUAAUGCAAAGUGGGACAAAAAAAGCCAAUUGUCUUGUAGAAUUUUGUUUUCGGGUCAACAAGUCAAGUUGACCUUGGAAAAUUUGAUCGCAAAAACUCUAGAGCUCACCAAAAGCGAGAACCGCAGAGUGAAAUUUUCAGCCUGCGAACUCUUACAUACAUUUGUCAUGAUUAUUGUCGGAAACGAUUAUCCACGAAAAAAUCAAAGUCUUCACUGUUUGAACAGGAAUUUGUGUUUGGAAAUUUUGAAACUCAGCUGUGAUCAUGACGAUGCCGUCAGAAAUCUUAUUCAUCCACUCGUCAUACAACUAACCCACUACCUAAGCACUAAGAGUUUGAUAAACCAUAUUGUGUCGCGAAAUUUCGUAGAUUUGCUUUUCGAAGGCAUGCUAGAGGAAACGAGUUUAAAUUUGCACGUAUACUGUGGUAUUUGCCUAAAGGAAUUCGUAAAAUCCACUUCCAGCACUGAAACUAACAAAAUAACAAAUUUUAUGAACGGUUUGAUUCAAAGAAUUCAAAACUUUGCACUUCAUCCAACAAACUCUAAAAGAAUAGCAGCCGCGAGGGCAUUCAAUUGUUUGUAUAGUUUCGCUUUGAAUAGUAACGUGAGUCUAAUUAAUAUUUACUGGCUACAAUUUUUAUAUGUAUUUGUCAAGUGCUUGGAGCACAGCAGUCAUCCUCAGAUCAUUGCUGCUGUUGAAAACAUUGUGAGUACGAUCAAAGAAAAGGCGAACGUACUAAAUGGCAAAAACAAGGGCAAAAGAAAAGUACCUGCGGAAUUCACCAGUGAAACGCUAAAGGGUGCCGUGAUAUGGCUACUGGGUCAAUGUGGCUCUGACAACAUCAAGUGCCGAUAUAAGUGCAUGGAGUUGUUUGAAAAUCUUUGCCCGAUUGUUCCCGAAUACAAGUCCAUCCAAGAGUUUUUUAACGUUCAUGGAAUUAGCUUUGUCAACGACUUUGCCUUAAAGGGUCUAGAUAAUUGUGAAUGCAUUACAAUCGAAAACGCAAGCGCAUUUUUCAAAACUUUAGAUUUUUUUAUUUGGAUAUUCAAUAAGAAAAUUUUUUCUCCCGAGUCUGUUUUAAUGGUGGAUAAUGAGGAUGGCAAAAAUAUCUUUUUUGAAUUUUAUUCAAAAUUCGUUUCCAUAAUUGUCAACGAAGAAAUAGAUGAUAUUAUCAAAGGAGCUACAAAUUCUGCGACUCGAUCAGAUACGUUGAAAGAUUUAAUAAACAGGAUAAUAAUGAAGAUUUUCCGUUUUGUCCAAGUAAUCGUGUCAGUGAAGGACAACGAAUCAUCAGCUUUGUUGGACCGUCUUUGGACAAAAGACCUGUGUACUUUUGUCUCCUUUUUUACGCUAUACCCUGCAAGAAUAGGAUUGUUUGCCAAAACCUUGCAAGGAAUCACCCCCAAGCAAUUGGAAAAUUGGUUUCUUACUGCAGUGAAAAAACUACCAGAAAAAUGUCUGGUAAAAUUACAAACAGAAUUAUUAGUUAAGAGAGACGAUUUUUUCAUAAAAUUUAUGGAAUUUGACGAAAUUAAUAACGAGAACUUGGAUAUCACCAGUUUUCAAUAUUUUGUUCGGGGUAUAACCAUACUACAAAAGUGCAACGUGUAUAAUUAUAGUAACAAGAUGGAAAUUACAGAUUCUUUACUUACAAACAAGAUUAACAUAAUAUUUGAAGUCGUGGAAACUAACUGCUCAAACAGUUGCAUAAGUAAAGAAAUCAAGUCACAAAUUAAAAAUUACGUAGUUGAUGUACUGUACUUUCUGUUGCUUGAAUACAAUCCUGUUGUAGUCGACUGCCUUGUACGAAAAAUCACGCCCCGAGAUGAUUCAAAACACAAUACCAGCUCAAAAAGUUUGACCGUCUCCACUUGUUACAAUAGUUUUGUCGAGGCGAUUAAGGUUCCAAUUUUUCAAUUCUUUCUGAUACAACCUGCUGACACUUUACAACAGAUGGAAGGACUUUUAACAGAUGGAAUCUCAUUGAAUGGCUUUUUUCGGAUGAUUGAGGAUCUUUUAAGCUUUGCACAACAAAAUCCAAGCGCUAUGUCGAAAAGGUUGGUCGACGAAUUGAUCAGAAAUUGUAACAAGUACAGGGAAUUGAUCGGUAAUGACGAGCAACUCAAAGAUCGAUUAUUAGACGUUUACAGCAUUGCUGUUUUGCUAAAGAGCAGCGAAGAUAUAUCAACGCCCGAUGACGAAGUAACAAGCGACUUGUACCUCUUUAUCAUGGAUGAACUAAAGAACAGUCAGGAUCUCCAGAAAAAAAUAAGUAUUCUGAACAGGUUUUUUGUAUACAUGGUGGAACAUUCGAGCCGUAUCGACACUGAUUUAAAAACUCCGCUAUUCGAGCUUUGCGACAAAGACUCUGUCAGUUGGAUUCAAAAACUUGAAGACGAUGAGGUCGAAAGAUCUCGGGCUACGCAAUGCUUGAGGUGCUUGAUGGACUUGCUCUCGAUAACUGGAGCUUCAGUUGUACUAGAGAUCAUUAUCAUAUACAUCGCGGGUGCCGGCAAAUUUUUCAAGCAAGAAAAACUUGACCAAGCAUUACAAGCGUACUUCGCGUCCCUAUCCAGCGAGAGCGCUUUGGUAGCGCUUGAAUCGAUUUUCGAGGUAUUCAUCAUAAAGUCUCUGAGUUGGGAUGAGAGACUGGACGUGCUUCAAUACAUACUACUGCCAUCGCUCGAGUUCGCUGCUAUUCCCAUGAUCAGUAAUUUCUACAAUCGCAACAUAUACAAGAUCAGCAGUAGUCUAUUUGAUACAAUCGAAGAGACAGAUCCACACGAGCGUAAACAGAUUAUUGUUACCAAGAUCGGAUACUUCAAGCUUACGGAGCUGGCCCUCUCGAGAUUCCAUUUUGACAGUCUGACUGUCGAUUUCAAUGGUACAGAUAACAUGACGAAAAUUUUCUUCCUUCCCUCAAACUCUCAAGAUGAAGAACUCGUGAGACAUCUCAAUUGCUGUAUACUCAAUUCGCUAAUCUCAGCGAUUGAUCUUCAAAUCGACUGCAAGCCACUUUUCUUGAUACAAACGAUAUUUCAAAGAUUGGAUGUUAAUUCGUGGGAGCAGAUUGUCGACUGCAAGCGGCAUUACGACAUGAGCAUUCCACCUGAAACUUUUAGUAAACGUGCCAUUAGCAUACGACCCAAAAUCGCAGACGAAAAUGAUAUCAACAAAGAAAUACUUGAUUCAUUGUUGGAUCAAUAUUUCAGUCCAAUUCCAGUUGACCCAGAUUAUUUGAGAUAUGCACGAAACGGCAGACAAAGUCUCACUCUCGAAAAUGACGAACUUAACGAUCACGAGUGCAUGCCGAUGCUGACAGGCCUGUGGAUGUAUCUGUUCAACAAGAAAGCACUGAGAAAACCGCCUGAAGAAGCCACUGAAAAAAAAUUCGAAGUUUGGAUGAAUUGUUUGAGUAUGGGACUGACUCCUAAAAAGGACAAUCUUACAUUGUUCAUCUUGAGACUAUUCAGCAAUGCAAAAAAAAUCUUCCUGCCAUUUUUAAGUUCGCUCUUUUCGGAUAUAGCGAAAGCCUUGAGCUCUUACCUUACCAAUAACCCGAUUAAUUAUCUGGUCAGAGACAUGCUGAUCAUGUUUAUCGAGUCAGAGUUCAUUCCUGGUGAAGACAACGAAAAUGAAGAAGAGGAUGCACAGACACUUGUAGAAAAAUUGAUAGACGAAGCGCUCGAUGAAAAUCCAAAGAUUUAUAUUUACAACAUUAGUUUGAUCGAAGCUUUGGUUAAAGCCUGGAACAGUAAGCUUAAAAUAUUUAGAAAUUUAGAGAAAAUAAUCAACAUUAACAAAGACUUGUCCAUGUGCGUCAUUCUUAUGAUGUUCAGACACAACGUGAGGUGCGAGGAAUUGAUUAAAUUAAAUUUUAUGCACAAGUUUGUGCGUGAACAAUUUUUUCGGUGGCGUGUCCCGAUGAUUGAAAAAACGUAUGAAACUAUUGGGUUCAUAUUGAAAUUUGUUUCUAAUGAAGAUCGGUACAAUUUUGUAAAGAAUGAUUUAGUGGAAAUCUUGGUCGAUAUGGCGAAUACUUUACCUCAUCAUACAUACGAAACAGGUAGAGACUGCUGCAUACGACAGCUCUACUUAAUUUUCAAAAACUGUCCUUGCAUAGUUGAUUACCCGAUGCUACGGCAGUUUAUGAUUCCAAAAACUGUGUACAAUGAUCAGCGCAAAGUUGAAUGUAUAGAAAUGCUCUUGGGAGUGUUGAGGAGCUGUGAUGUGGAGUCUAUUGACGAUACUCUUAAGCUCUUGAACAUCGUGUCAGUAUUAAACGGACGAUUUUUGCUGUGCCUUGACGUGGCCUUUGAAGUCGUUAAAACUGUGAUAAACAAAUUACCAGCAGAAGAGUCAAAGCCGUAUCUUUUGGCUCUCGAGCAAUAUACCAAUAACGAUACGUUGUUGCGGCAUAGAAAAGUCGUUUACCAAAUUUUUAUGGAUGCGUAUGAUAAGUACGCAAAUGAACAAGUAUCAAGGUCCGAGGGAGUGGAAGAAUCGUUAAAUUUUAGUAGAAAAGUACUCAUUAAUGGUAUUUCUGAUCUCAGUGAUGAUAUUCAAAACUUCAUCCUCGACUUCUGGAAAAACCGCACCAACUUACCGAGUGAUCUUAUGGAUCGUUUAUUGCACUUACUGAAAAUGUUCGAUCUAGACGUAGCCCCUAGCUACGCACAAUUUCUGAGUAGUCUGCUGCUCGAACUAGCUCGUGAAUCUGACAAAGAUUCCAAAGUCUUGUUUACCGGCUUAUCUGAGCAAGAUCAUCCGAUGUUGGAUUACGAAAUAGCAACGCCUUCAUUGCGCUUAUACUCGAGUAAAAAUCGAAUUCCGCUCUACGCACCGGCACUUGCGAGAACACUUGAACUUGCGAUCGGUAUACAAGAUAACGAUUUCGAUAACAUUAACGCUUCGAUGCAGGAGUCGUGCGCGACAGGUAAUCUUAGUCGCGCUCUAGUCGAUAAAUUAACUAGGUCUAAUGAUUUAUGUCAAAAAUCGGGAGAGGAUUCGCCCAAAGAAAGUCUGUCAAAACGCUAUUAUUCGGAAGAAAUAACUGAAAGUUCCAUCUCCGUCGAAUAUUACUCAACGGUAAAAAAAGAAAUAUCAGAGCAGAAUAAAAGCGUCAAAGUAAAUCGUACCUACAAAUUAAGUCGAGUUCCAAACGUCGAGAUCACGCAAACGGAUGUCAUCGUUACUUUACAAGACUUAGUUCUUAGAGAUCGGUAUUUCGCUGGGAAUCUGGUUGUACCAUUGGUCUGUGCUAUCGUACGUCACUUUACUAAUACUGAGAUGUACGAUACUCUAACAGGCAGUGUUGCGGAAAUCUGCAGUCGGGCUUUGCAGAUUCGCAAUGACUUUGCUCCUAUGGCUAUGGAAAUUCUACAUCGCAUAGGUAGCCUCAAUUUCAAUGCUACCUGUGUAGCUGAUACAGCCAAGUCGAUGAAUUUACAGUUAUCUGGAAUAUUACUUCUGGAAAGAAACUCAAUUACAUGCGAUCAGUCCGUUUAUGACGUAAAAAAAUUAAUCAAUCCAAAAAUCCAGCAUAACAUGGAAUUAGUCAGCAUGUAUCAGUCUAUUGGUGAAAGAGAUGUGGUACAAAGUAUUUUUAAGAAUUGGACCAAUUCUUUGAAUUCGAGUGAUUUGUAUCAAGGCUAUUUGGCUGAAGGUACCAACAAUUGGGUUAAAGUUAAAACAAUUUAUGAAGGGACUGCUGAAGAUGAUCCAGCCAAGGAUUUCUGUGAGCAAAGCAUGUACAGGAGUUUAAGUGAACUUUCCAACUGGGACAAUCUUAACAGCAAAGUAAAGGCCUCGCUAGAUGUUUACGACAUUUGGAAUCAUCCGAAAAAAGAAGAACUGCUGCCGUGGAUGUUUAUGUCCGAGCUGCAAAUGAUGCUAGAGGACUUGCAGAAAAACAUCGAACCGGAGACUCAAUUCUUCCAAGACGCGCUCGCCCAAGUCGCGAGUGGAAACACCGAGCUCCGAAGAGUGUUUGGUGAGGAGCUGUCCGUCUAUCACUUGUGCAAUGACAGGCAAUCUAUACCUGCAUCGCUGCAAUGUCUCAACAACUGUAUGGAUUACGUUAAGGAGCAAUGGAUCGACUCGGAUCCGCUCGUCGAGUAUUCAAAACUGCAGCUGUUCGCGAAACUCGGCAGACUGUCUGAUACAGAUUCGCACAUCAUUACCAUGAGUAUGUCCGAUCUGGCCUCAUCGGUGGACAAUCUCAUUGAGUAUUGGAACAACAAAUUCCCCGAGUCUAGAGUCGGUCUGCUUUCCUGGAAUGUGCGAGUUGCUGCUAGAUUGGGCAUAGCGCGUGUUGCAAUUAACAAACUAUCCAAUGUUUCUAUGAAUUCUGGCGUCGAGGCAACGCUGCUAGCUGCGAGUGUCCAGGAGCGAUUGAAAAUCAGCGAACUCGCCCUAGAGUACGGCAACAAAAAAUUGUUGCAAAAGCACACCAAAGAAAUUGAAAAUACGCUGAACUACCUCAACGCCGAUGAGGGUCGUUAUCUGGAGUUGCGUCAGAAAUUCGAGUACACCGCCGCAAGAUACAAAUUCUUGUGCGCCAAGGACGAGAAUUGUGCCAAACGUAAAUUCUACUACUACGUUGACUCGUGGGCUCUGGCUAAUGGUGUGGCCAAUGAAGAAAUGGUUGAUUUGUCGUUGAGAAUUAAAGCAAAAGUACAAGUGGCCCAAGUCGUACGCGCUCUCAGUGUCACAAUGCAACAGGAUCCGAGAUAUUUGCAGCUCGCUCUGGCAGAGGACUUUGUUAUGAGUAGUUUGAAUGUGCAAGAUCCAAAUGAAAUUGAAAGCAAGCUUAAGGCUCAUUAUUUCGAGUUGUUGAAAGGUACGUGUAACGAGGGAAGCGAUAAAGAGAGGGGUGAUAAUUUGGUUGUCCUAGCUGAUUAUUGCCAUCAACUUUUGAUGGGAACCUAUCACAGGACGUCGGAAGUACAGCUUGAGUAUACAAAUGCUGUUUUGACGGCAAUGUCGUAUGGCUCCAUUAAAGCGACUCGUUUUUUCCCUGAUCUUCUUAAAUACGAAAAUUAUUCAGAAGACAGUAAUCUCGUUGAAUUUUUCGCUGAAAAAUGCCGUAGUGUACCAACUAGUAUGUUUUUACAUCUUUACAAAGAAAUUUUAUCUCACCUGGGUACGAAGUUUCAUGAUAUACGGGAUAAAUUAAUCCUACCGAUAGUCGAAAGGCUAGUCAAUGAUUUUCCAAGCACCAUAAUGUACAAGUUCAAAGAGAUGUGGUCCACUAACGCUGUAUUAAGAAAUCCGGAACUUAGAAAUUUAGAACUUCAAAAACCAGACACGAAAAAGAAAUCAGAAUUGCGAAAAAAUCUGCGAGAAGAGCAAUUAAGAACGGACAAGAUUAUAAAUAUGUACAAAACAGUUUGCAGUGAGCAAAUGGACAAGUUUUUUAGUGCCGUUGAGUAUUUGUGUCAGCCUGAAGAAUAUAUGAAAUUUUAUUUAUCAGAGAUCAUUCGCAAUGGACGGUCUACAGCGAGUUUUAUCAAGUUAUUGAAAACUUUGAUCGGAAAGAUCCAGAUGAAUAAUGAUUUAAACUUAAGAGGUUCAAUGUUCCAACAAUUAUUAAGCAACUAUUCUGAACAGUUACAAGAAUGGGUAACUAUAACAGAUUUAAAAACCCUGCAGACGAUAGCCAAGAACCUAUGUGUCGAUCUUCGUAUCAACAUGCAAGCAAGACUGAAAAACGAUAAAUCGUUUAAUCCUAUACUACUUCAAUCUUACAGUUCAUUCUUGGCUGAAUUUCAAUUUGACAAACAUAAAAUUGAAGUGCCAGGUCUACAAAACCAAUCGUAUCCAAGCGUUACUGUUUAA